Molecule: messenger RNA, 2448 nt
Organism: Exophiala bonariae
Lineage: Eukaryota; Fungi; Ascomycota; Eurotiomycetes; Chaetothyriales; Herpotrichiellaceae
Exons: 2
Coding region: 1-2448 (815 amino acids)
Biological process (GO): DNA-templated transcription; regulation of DNA-templated transcription
Molecular function (GO): DNA binding; DNA-binding transcription factor activity, RNA polymerase II-specific; zinc ion binding
Source: RefSeq, a predicted model, not a curated record
AUGGCAACAUCGCACGAUGCAUUUUCGCCUCACUCGUCAACAUCGCAAACAACCCCAUCACAACUUCAGGUCCAAGUGUACUCUUGUCUCCAAUGCAAGCACCGCAAGGUGAAAUGUGAUCGCAUUGAUCCAUGCGGAAAUUGUGAAAAGGUCGGUGCUGAAUGUGUUUACCGUGCUCCGCCACCGCCAAACCGUAAAAAACGGCAACAACAACAAGAUGCGGCUCUCGAGAAAACAUCUACCAAAGAGAUAGCAAGUCUGAAGAGCCCGUCAGAUGCUAGAAAUGGCGCCAGCGAGCGUGAACAUGAGCUCUUGGAAAAGAUUCGGAGGUAUGAGAGCUUAUUGAAGGAACUGGGCGCUCUGAAGAGGUCGACCGUCCGUUCUGCACAUAGAAAAACGAUACAUCACAACCUGAACUACAAGUCAAAGCCAUCUGCACAAAUACCGCGCCAAACGUCGGACCUGGUGACUUAUGAAGCUGGCAAGUUGUUCGCAGAUGAUGGCAGGUCGAGAUAUUUCGAGAACAAACUAUGGACGAGUGUGACCGACGAAUUCCAGGAUCCCAAGGAGAUGUUGGAAGAAUCGACGGAUGACGAAGGGGAAAAAAGCAGUCUCACUGGGAGUCAUAACGUAAUAUUUCCAAGUCAUCAAGGACGAUACAGCACCCCCAAUCCUACGGACCUGGUUUUCCCUGUCUCCAAUAGUGAACAGAUCGUUCGACUCGGAUCAUUACACCCACAGCCAACUCAAAUCUUCCUCCUCUGGCAGGCGUUUUUGGACAAUGUAAAUCCAAUCGUGAAAAUCUUACAUGUGCCCACGGCGCAGAAAGCUGUCCUAGAUGCAAUGUCCAAUUUGGAUCAUGUUUCAAGAGCAAUGGAAGCUUUGUUGUUCGGAAUCUAUACCAUUGCAGUGACAUCGAUGGAUGAUGGUGAAUGCCAAAGUACGCUGCAAGAAAGCAAAGCAUCUGCACUGGGCAGAUAUAGGGCAGCAUCUCAGCAAGCGUUAAGAGCGGCAAGCAUAUUGAAGACAAGCGAUAUGAUGGUACUGCAGGCAUUCGUACUUUUCCUGCUCUCUGCCCGUCUGUUCUAUGAUUCUUAUUCCCUUUGGGCUUUGACGGGGGUAUGUCAAAGGAUCGGUCAACGCCUCGGGCUUCACAGGGAUGGCGAGAAAUUGGGCAUAUCUCCUUUCGAGAUUGAAAUGCGCCGCCGUCUUUGGCUGGUGAUAAUCCAGCUCGAUUCACGUACUGCGGAAUUAUCAGGAUCUGGACUGUCCCUCACAACACAACCAGGAGAUACAAAGCCACCAUUGAAUGUCAACGACUGUGACAUAUACCCAGAUAUGCGGGAGCCGCCGAUCGAACGAGAGAGAGCAACCGAAAUGAUGUUUGUUCUCCUCCGAUCGCAAAUCGGCGAAUUCCUGAUAAAAGGCGACCCGACGAACGAUAGUUUCGACGGCGUGUUCUCGAAAUUCAGCAGCCCCAACAUUCACAUGGCAGAGAAGGACCGUCAAAUCGAUGGCCUCGAACAAAUGCUUGAAGAGAAGGUCAUUCGUCAUUGUGACCAACAAAUCCCUGUCCACAAUCUCGCAUCAGUAAUUGCCAGAGCCUCAAUCUGCAAAAUGCGGUUAUUGUCACAUCUCCCUCGUAAUGCACGAGGUCCAUCCACCACCAACUCGCUCGCAACCCGUCUAUCUCCAACCGAGGAAACCUUACUCUUCAUGAACAGUGUACGGAUUCUCGAAUACCAUGUCCAAAUCCGCACUACCCCUAUGUUGCGUCGUUUCAUCUGGCACACGCAGAUCCAGUGGCAGGCAGUGAUAUAUCUGCUUGCUUAUCUACGCACUCAUCCGUACCAAGACUCACGCACAGAUAUGGCGUGGACGACUAUCGAUAAGCUGUUUGGCAGCCACCCUGAACUCAUACAUGGCGAUCGUACCCGCAGCAAAUUAAUUACCGCUGUUAGCAUUCUCACGCUGAAGGCCUGGGAAGCGCGGGAAAGUUUAGUUCUUCUUCCUGCACAUGGCAGCGCAGUUCUAGCAGCCAGUCCACCCUCCUGUAUUGCAGAGCUGCGGAAACAAAUAAUUCGCUCGACAAGGACACCCAAUACGCGAGUUGGCUCCAGUAAAGUCCCAUCAACCACGACCACGUCUAUGCGCGAACACGAUCACAAUCACAAUCUACAAACUCAUGCACAGAGCAACAGUCCCAGUGAUGCAAAUAUCUACCAAGGUCAUGAAGCAGACCAUUUUAAAAUCAACAUGAUGUUUCCCGUCGUUGAAAGCCACUCUAUGAUAGCUGGAAAUGCCUUCACAUCCGCCACGGCCGAUACGUCCUGGAUGGAUACGAACCCCAUGGAUUGGGAGAACUGGAACUCGAUAUAUGAGGAUUUCGAGAUGCAGGGCGAAUGGGAUGACAUGCUUGAUUCGCUGGCGCCCUUUCCAGAACAGUGA